Messenger RNA from Helianthus annuus (common sunflower), 1948 nucleotides. RefSeq lists its product as uncharacterized. The record is from RefSeq and is a predicted model, not a curated record. Lineage: Eukaryota; Viridiplantae; Streptophyta; Magnoliopsida; Asterales; Asteraceae. Bases 336 to 1535 code for a protein of 399 amino acids. The transcript has a single exon.
ACUCCAUCACUACUGCACACAUUAUUUGUCCUUAUACUAUGUCUUCUGUAGUCUUGUAGGGUUUCAUUAUCAUUUAAUAAUCCAACCUAGUCAGUCCUCCACGUGCUCCUGGGGACUCCAACCCCUACUUCAUUGCCAUAACAUACACACACCAUCUUCUUCAUUUACGUUACCCAUUGACCCAUUCUCUCUCUCUCUCUCACUCACAAACACCAUCAACAACACAACCCAUCAAGAUCAAGAAAGGUACCAAGAAACCCAGAUUGAAAAAGCUUAGAUCUUUGUGGGGUCUAACCCAAAUCUUGAAUCUUUAUUAUCUUGAUCAUCUUGAAACCAUGGAUGGGUUGCAAGAAGACAGUGGUGAUGGAAGCAUGUUAUGCACUGAGCACCCAUUCAAGAACAACACACCAGCUGGUGGCAUUUGUGCAUUUUGUCUUCAAGAAAAGUUAGGCAAGUUGGUGUCUUCUUCUUUCCCUAUUGCUGUCUUCCCUUCAUCUUCUUCUUCAUCACCUUCUUUCAGAUCUGACAUUGGCACCACCACCACCACCACCACUUUAUCUUCUUCUUCUGCUGUAAUACCACCACCACGUUUGACAAACUCAAACUCAACAAACACCAUUAUCAACCCUAGUAACUGUCACUAUCAUGAUAAUAUUCAUAACCAUCAUUCUCAUUCUAACCGGUCCCGGAUACUUUAUCUUCUGGGUCAAAAGAAGAAGAAAAAGAAAGAUCUGGGUGAUGGUGUUCAUGGUGCAGAUCGAAACAAUAAUCUUGUAUUCAAAAGAAGCAAGUCCACAGCUGCUGUACCUAGACGUCUGCAUUACAUGAAUGGUGAGAUUGCCGAUGGAAUGACCACCACAACAACUACUCCUCAUAAACGUGGGUUCUGGUCGUUUCUCUACUUACAAAAACACUCAAACUCCUCAUCUAUCAACCGCAAAACUUUCAGAGACAUUUCAUCAAACAGCAUGCGUGCAUCGGUCACUUCUUCUUUCGCUAACGUCCACAGAUCUCAACCUGCAGAUAAUAUCAUUGUGGUUGAAGAAAACGGAAGCCCAUGUCACGCAUCCUUCGAUCGGAAAGUAUCCAGAUCCAGAUCCGUCGGGUGCGGCAGCCGGAGCUUUUCCGGCGACUUCUUUGAACGAAUCUCAACCGGUUUCGGCGACUGUACUCUCCGGCGCGUGGAGUCCCAACGCGAGGGAAAAGUCAAACCGUCAACCAUCCGAUCCAACGGUCAAGAUUGCAUCCAAGAACGAGCCAGGUGCGGCGGUUUAUUUAGUGGUUUCAUGAUAACUUCAUCGUCUUCGUCUUCCUCUUCAUCUUCUAACUGGGUCGGUUCGAAUACGAAUGAAGGGAAUGUAACCGGAAAAGUGACGUCAGCGGCUGCCGGAACAGGUCAGCAUGCUCGGAGCAAGAGCUGGGGAUGGGCGUUAGCAAGUCCGAUGAGAGCAUUCAGUAAACCGGCAUCAAGCAAGAAGAAGAACCCUACACCAAAUUUGAAUGCUAUUCCUUCAUUGUUGUCUGUUGGAAGUUGAAGAUAUUUUUCUUUUAUUUUUCAUUUAAUUUUUUUUUGGUUUUAUUUUUUUUAUAAAAUGGUUGGGUUGUAGAAUUACUCAAUGUUUUAAAAACUGGUUCAAAUCGGCCGGUUAAACCACUGGGUUGAACCGUUCAAUACACCUGGUUAAACCGUUUCUGAAUCAAAUCCAUAACGGUAAAAUUAAACCGUUUCUGAGUCAAAUCUAGAACGGUAAAAAAACCAGAUUUUAAAACAUUGUUGGAAUCCACUGUUUUAUGAGAAAAGGGAUCAAGAAAAUAAGGUAAAUGGAAAAUGAAAGUGGUGUGAAGUAAUAAUAUAUUGUAAGGUAGUGAAAUCACCAUUAUACCCUUUCUAAGUACACAUUUUGUUUCUAUCAUUGUUUCUAUAUGACCAUGUUUGUUUAUGGAUUGA